AUGGCUCAUCCCAUGCAGCCUACGGGCAGAGACCAGUUUCACAUAGCCAUCAUAUGCGCUCUGCCUCGUGAAGCCGAUGCUGUCACUCUGCUAUUUGAUCAGUUCUGGGACGAAGAAAGCGAUCCCUUUGGACGAGCAAACGGCGAUACCAACACUUACAUAACUGGCCGACUCGGAAAACACAAUGUUGUUCUUGCCGUGCUCCCAAACAUGGGCACCAACAGCGCUGCCGCGGCUACAGCGAGCCUCCGAUCAAGCUACAGCAGCCUCAAACUUGCUUUCCUUGUCGGGAUUUGCGGCGGCGUGCCCCGAAUUGCAGACGACGAUGUCUUUCUCGGUGACGUCGUUGUAAGCAAGGCUAUUGUCCAGUACGACUUUGGUCGUCAAUAUCCUGAAGGGUUCGAAGUGAAGAACACCGUUGAAGACAGCCUUGGCAGGGCAAACAAGGACAUUCGCGGGAUGCUGGCAGUCUUUGAAACGGAGCUUAUGAGGGAACGGCUAUUGACCAAAUCGGCGGGAUAUUUGAAGCAAUUGCAAGACGCUGCCAGGAAGAAGCGACGACGAGCAAAAUACCAGAGUCCUGGGGCCACCCAAAACAGACUUUAUUCACAGGAUUAUAUCCAUCAGCAUCGAUCAGAGUCAUGCGAGAUAUGCAGCAACCUGGAUAACUUGGGAGAUGUUUGCGAGUCAGCAUCCAGUGCAUCCUGUGCAGAUCUAGGUUGUGACGAGACUAAGCUUGUCAAAAGAGAUACUUCUUUUCUAGAUGACUGCGGCUUCAACAUCUUCAUCGGGCGAAUAGGGUCAGGCAACACUGUAAUGAGGAGUGGAAAAGACCGAGAUCGCAUUGCCUCGCAGCAUAACCUCAUUGCAUUCGAGAUGGAGGGCGCGGGAGCUUGGGAUGAGGUCCCGUGCUUGGUGGUCAAGGGCGUUUGUGACUAUGCAGAUAGCCACAAGAAUAAGCUAUGGCAAGACUUUGCAGCUGCCACUGCGGCUUGCGUGAUGAAAGCCAUUUUGGAUCGCUAUGUCGUUACAGAUGGAGCACAAGGCUCGGCAUUAUCUCAACUCAAUGGCCAAGGUCGACAGGAUGGAACGCGAAGUAUUUCUGGAAAUACAUUCGGGGACAACGUAAGAAUUAGCCAAGGUGAUAUGACUUGGAACAUGGCGCAUUAGCCUUUGAUGGUUGUGUAGAUGCCCACGCUAUAGUGAUUGUUUGUUUGCUGCUAGACAUGGAGGCGUGUACCAAGCACUGUAGUAACCUGAUAAUAGCGAGAGCCACAUGCAGAUAUACUGUAUAAUGCUUCGGUAAUAUAGAGAUGAUCUUAAUCAUAUUUAGAG
Molecule: messenger RNA, 1335 nt
Organism: Trichoderma virens Gv29-8
Lineage: Eukaryota; Fungi; Ascomycota; Sordariomycetes; Hypocreales; Hypocreaceae
Exons: 2
Coding region: 1-1170 (389 amino acids)
Biological process (GO): nucleoside metabolic process
Molecular function (GO): catalytic activity
Source: RefSeq, a predicted model, not a curated record